AUGACAGAAAGCAGCCAACAAAGAAGGUCGACCUUUAACAGGUAUAUCGCAGCAGCCGUAGCAAUACUACUGCCAAUACUGCCACAACAAGCGAUACAACAACUUCCACCGGCAGUGCUAGCCGACGUAAAUACAGUAUGCAGGGAGGCAACGUACUUUACAGUUGCUUCCAACCAAUACGUACAAAAGCUACAACAACUGAGCUCUGACCUUACGAGCAGUCAGAUCCAAACAAAAGUGUGGCAGCUCGCUGCGGCGAAAGCGGCGGCCGUCGACAAAAAAGCGUUUUACACGUCGUUAAUCGCCUACGACAACAAACGGCGCAGGGAAGCGGCAAUAACGGCGACCGCAGCCAUACAAGCGGUGACAAGAGCACUAGCAGCGGUCGCAAGGCAGGCCGGCUACUUAAACGGCAGAGAGCACGCAGCGGACCUGUUAGCAGGGGCGGCGCUAGCGGGCGACCCUACACACUCGGGAACCAGAUGCACACAUGCCAUCACACAAACUCCAACAACGUUCUCGACGUGCACAGACGGUUCGCUGGAGGCCGCAGGGUUUACAAACACCGACCUUGACAUCUUCAGAACAACCCACGUCAAGAUUUCCAAGCACUCAGACUUAAAAACGUUAACAAGCACCAGCAAUGUAAUAGCGACGACCACCGGAACAACCUUCACCGGAGCAUCGGCAGGGAAAUGCCAAGACAGCUCAGAAAGCGGCAUAACCGAUGUACAACUUUCACUAAAACUAACCAAAGAAGCAAGCCUCUCAACAGCAGCGUCCAAGCUAAAAAAUCAUGGGACGGCCAGGGACAGCUGCCGGCAGAAACCAGAACAACAACAAGUCGAGGCCAAUGAGGACAAAUUAGAAAGGCUCAUAUGCGAAGCGCAACAGGCAGUGGCAAAAGCAAAACUAGAUAUAACCGGAUUAGACGUGGCAGCACUACAAGCCGACGAAGUAAUGCUAGAAGCCACAAACAACUUGGCGAUGGGCAACGAACGUGUAGGAGACCCGACAAAAAGAGAAGGAAAAGAAGCUGUAGCCAAGAAAAUAGCAGCUCUUGCUGGCGAUCCAACAAACUUUUAUGCAACCUUCGUCAGCGAGCUUAACAAACAAAAAGUAACAUUCAAAAAAGCAGGCAAGACAACUGAAAAGUCGCUAGAGGAUAUAGCAAAGAGCGACGAUUUCGGUAUAGCAGUCAGUUACUUUGAAGGACAAAGUAUGUUAGCGAUAGCCGAUGCAGCCACAAAGACAUGCAAACCACAACUCACUGAAACAGAAGCAACUUGCGCAGCCAGAGGAGCAGGAGAUGAUUGCAAAUCCCCAUGCAAAUUGGUUGAAGAAGAAGGUGGCAAAAAGAAGUGCACAUUGGAUGCAAAAGCAGCUAAAAAACAAGCACAAAACCAAGAAACGGAAGACAAAGAUGACAAAACAACAAGCACCACAGGAAGCAAUUCGUUUCUUAUUACCAAGGCCCCUCUUUUGCUUGCAUAUUUGAUUCUAUGA
Molecule: messenger RNA, 1506 nt
Organism: Trypanosoma brucei brucei TREU927
Lineage: Eukaryota; Euglenozoa; Kinetoplastea; Trypanosomatida; Trypanosomatidae
Product: variant surface glycoprotein
Exons: 1
Coding region: 1-1506 (501 amino acids)
Source: RefSeq, a predicted model, not a curated record